GAGGUGGCCGGGGAUUCGGGGCCGGGCUGAGGGCCUGCUGCGGGCCUCGGCAGCUGCGAGGCUGUCGCCGCGGGCGGCGCGUCUCCCCGGAGCUGACUCCCGCGGCACCGAGUCUUUGCGGGUCGGGACCCGGGGGGCCGCACCGCGCUGGGCUCAGGCUGAGUACACCGUCACAUCCUAGCCACCAGCAUGUCUAUUGGUUUUACCUCCCAGAUGUCUUGACUUUGUCUGCUUCUCUGUCACCACAUUGAUCUAAGUCUCUUAUCUCCUACUUGGACCAUGACCUUCAGUCUUCUGGGAGGGAGUGUGAAGAUGCUUAAAGAGUGUCCAGGGAUGGCAGAAGAUCGUCAGCAGCAAAUGGGUGUCCCUGUGGUAAAACUGGAGAAAGAGUUGCCGUGGGGCAGGGCGAGGGAAGGCCCCAGCCCGGAGACUUUUCGCCUGAGGUUUCGGCAGUUCCGCUACCAGGAGGCGGCUGGUCCUCAGGAGGCCCUCAGGGAGCUCCAGGAGCUCUGUCGCCAGUGGCUGCGCCCCGAGCUGCACACCAAGGAGCAGAUCCUGGAGCUGCUCGUGCUGGAGCAGUUCCUGACCAUCCUGCCCCGGGAGUUCUACGCCUGGAUUCGGGAGCACAGCCCGGAGAGCGGCAAAGCCCUUGUGGCCGUGGUGGAGGGCUUCACGGAGGGAGCCAAGGCGGUUCCGUGCCGUGUGCAGGGAGAGCAGGAGGAGACAGCACUUUGCAGAGGUCCUUGGGAGCCAAGUGUCCACCUGGGGCCCGUGGAGGUCAAACCCGAGUGGGGGCUGCCCCAUGGGGAAGGAAUUCAAGGCCUCGACCAAGGCGCUGAGGAGCAGCUCAACCAGGAUCCUGGAGAGGGGACGCAGGCCUUCCAGGAGCAGGCUCUGCCAGUUCUUCCGGCUGGUCCUGGCCUCCCUGCAGUGAGCACCAGAGACCAGGAGAUGGCAGUGGGGUUCCUUACAGCUGGAUCCCAGGGGUUGGGCCCAUUUAAAGACAUGGCCCUGGCUUUCCCCGAGGAGGAGUGGAGGCACGUGACCCCAGCCCAGAUAGACUGCCUUGGGGAGUACGUGGAGCCCCAGGACUGCGGGGUCUCACCUCCAGGCCUGGGGAGCAAGGAAAAGGAGGCGAAGACCCAGCCGGCAGACCCCAAGGGGCCGCUUGCUCGGGGGCCGGCAGAGAGGUUUGGGGAAGCCUCUCUCCAGGUCCCGGAGCUCGGAAGAACCUGUGAGCAGGAGGCCGAGAGCUCGGUGGGGAAUGCGCCCGGGCCGCCCCCUCCCCAGCGCGGCAUUGCCCCCCUGCCUGAUGACCUCAAGACCCACAGCUCCUUCUGGAAGCCUUUCCAGUGCCCCGAGUGCGGAAAAGGCUUCAGUCGGAGCUCAAAUCUGGUCAGACACCAGCGGACCCACGAAGAAGACAAGUCCUAUGGCUGCGGGGAGUGCGGGAAAGGCUUUGCGCUGCGUGAGUACCUCCUGAAGCACCAGCGGACCCACCUGGGCAGGCGGCCAUACGCGUGCGGCGAGUGCUGGAAGACCUUCAGCCAGCGGCACCACCUGGAGGUCCACCAGAGGAGCCACACGGGCGAGAAGCCCUUCCAGUGCGGGGACUGCUGGAAGAGCUUCAGCCGCCGGCAGCACCUGCAGGUGCACCGGCGGACGCACACCGGGGAGAAGCCCUACACCUGCGAGUGCGGCAAGCGCUUCAGCAGGAAUGCCAACCUGGCCGUGCACCGGCGGGCCCACACCGGGGAGAAGCCCUACGGCUGCCAGGUGUGCGGGAAGCGGUUCAGCAAGGGGGAGCGGCUGGUCAGGCACCAGAGGAUCCACACUGGGGAGAAGCCCUAUUGCUGCCCUGCCUGCGGCCGGAGCUUCAACCAGCGGUCCAUCCUCAACCGGCACCAGAAGACGCAGCAUCGCCAGGAGACCCCAGGGCAGUGAGGGCGCCCGGCCGAAAUGCCCGUCUUUUGCUCACAGAAGGUGCCGGAGAAGGUGGGGCCUUCUGGAACCACCAGGCGGAGGGAGACCUCAUUGGAGGAUGCGCCCCCCCUUUACUCACUGAAGGGUUGGGGGUGUCGAGGGACGUUGGGGGCAGAGAGGCGCUUUCACCCAUUUUCUUUCCACUCGUUUUACACAUAGGGGAAGGGAGAGGCCUGGUUUAUUUGAGAGGCCAGAGGGCACAGCAUCUCACGUCUCCUACCCAAGUGGGGCUCGUACUUUCUCUUACCCUUUUUGAGGAAGCGGUAUCCGGAGUUUCAGUUCAGGUCCUGGUUUUUCUCCUUCAGUGGAUGUUCACGUCCACCUCCUGAGCGAGUCUGGUUGUCAAGGUGAAAUCUUGUCCCGUGUCGGCAGCUUGAACCUCGUUUUUCUGAGGGCUGUGUCCCUGCAAGAACAUUAGCUCUGUCUCCCUUCCUUCCCCUAGUUCUCUUUUCCAUUUAACAGAUAUUUAUUUGCUAAAUAACACCUACUGUGCGCCUGGUUCUGGGAGUGCAGUGAACGAGACAGAUGAGACCUCAUUCCCCUGGAGCUUGUGAUUGGGCCCUGGAAGCAGACUCGUUAAUAACGCAGAGCGCCCUCAGUUCCCUUCACAGCGAGUGCCGAGAGAGAGGAAGUCCUCUCAGGCUCAUUCUGCGCUCCUUCUGCCCUGCCCCUCCAGGUGCCUGAUCUUUUCCUCCCAGCUGGGGUCGCUCAGGCAGCCUCCUUUAUUUUACUUUAUUUGCGGCCCCCUUUGUCUCUGUGACAGUCUACUCGUUGGUGGUUUCCCCAUUCCAUUAUUCCUUGAACAAUAACAACUGUCCACACAUCUGUUAGGAAAUUAAUAUUUUGCUUUUGAUCAGUGUAUAAACAUGAGAGUAUUUUAAACAAACAUCCAGGUCUGUAUAAAAUUCUAAUUAAAUGGGGCCGAAAGAUGAACUAGUAUUAAUACCCUGUAUUUGAUGGCCCUUUACAAUAUAUAAAAUGUGCUGCU
Molecule: messenger RNA, 2971 nt
Organism: Orcinus orca (killer whale)
Lineage: Eukaryota; Metazoa; Chordata; Mammalia; Artiodactyla; Delphinidae
Gene: ZSCAN25
Product: zinc finger and SCAN domain containing 25
Exons: 7
Coding region: 280-1944 (554 amino acids)
Biological process (GO): regulation of transcription by RNA polymerase II
Molecular function (GO): RNA polymerase II cis-regulatory region sequence-specific DNA binding; DNA-binding transcription factor activity, RNA polymerase II-specific
Source: RefSeq, a predicted model, not a curated record